AUGGAAAUAUCUAACAAAGUAUUUUUCAUAACGGGGGCGGCUCAAGGCCUUGGAAAGGGGAUGGCAGAAGCGGCACUGAAAAGGGGCGGAAAGGUUUUUAUUGCAGAUCUCAAUACAAAAACCGGCGAGGAGACUUUAGCAGCCCUACAAAAGGAAUACGGAGCUGACAAUGUCAGAUUUGGAAAAUGCGACGUUACCAAGAAAGAUCAAUUUACAGCUACCUUUCAGUCGGCUGUGAAUAGUUUUGGUCACAUUGACGUGAUGGUGAAUAACGCAGGAAUAAUGAAUGAGAAUAUGUGGGAAAUGACGAUAGCGAUCAAUGUGAAUGCAGUUAUUUGGGGAACUAAUUUGGCCAUGGAACACAUGCGUAAGGAUAAAGGUGGUAGAGGAGGGAUGAUAAUAAAUACGGCUUCAAUAGCAGGUUUGGCGCCAUUUUUCUGGUUUCCAGUCUAUACGGCUACAAAACAUGCGGUAGUUGGAUUUACUAAAAGCUGGGCGUCAAAUCCAAAUAUGCCCAGCAUGGGAGUGAGGUUGGCCUGUCUGUGUCCAUCCGCUGCAGACACAAGUCUUAUGCAUCCAAAGCCAGAUCAAUGUAUUUGCUACGACAGUCUAAUGGCCUAUCUCGACGUUCUUGAAAUCGUUCCAGUGUCUGCUGUAGGUGAUGCCUUCAUCAAACUGGUUCAGGACGAGGAUAGCAAUGGGAAGCUGAUGGCCAUCAUGCCAGGAUCAGAUUCGUUUUACACGGAACAGGUGCUUGAUCCGCCGCUUGUGAUGCCCAAGCUUGAUACGAGUCAAGAUAUCAUAUACUAGAUCAAAGUGUUAAAGGAAUGCUUAAGUGUAUAAGCUAUAAGUAUAUAUUAUUUUUCAAUACAAAAUAAAUCACCAUUGUCCAUGUAUUAACCUAUGUACUGAAAUGACACGCGGAGUGUUUUCUUAGUUAAUUGGUCUAUUUUGGUGUUUGCCAC
Molecule: messenger RNA, 965 nt
Organism: Gigantopelta aegis
Lineage: Eukaryota; Metazoa; Mollusca; Gastropoda; Neomphalida; Peltospiridae
Product: 15-hydroxyprostaglandin dehydrogenase [NAD(+)]-like
Exons: 7
Coding region: 1-810 (269 amino acids)
Cellular component (GO): cytoplasm
Molecular function (GO): oxidoreductase activity, acting on the CH-OH group of donors, NAD or NADP as acceptor
Source: RefSeq, a predicted model, not a curated record